This is a messenger RNA of Acytostelium subglobosum LB1, 4959 nucleotides long. RefSeq lists its product as hypothetical. The record is from RefSeq and is a predicted model, not a curated record. Bases 1 to 4959 code for a protein of 1652 amino acids. Gene Ontology annotation, molecular function: protein binding. NCBI's taxonomy places the organism in Eukaryota, Evosea, Eumycetozoa, Acytosteliales, Acytosteliaceae. Gene Ontology annotation, cellular component: late endosome; HOPS complex. Gene Ontology annotation, biological process: endosomal vesicle fusion; protein targeting to vacuole. The transcript has 7 exons.
AUGGUUUCAAUACUGAGUGCACCGCCACCUCCAACGGUCAGAGUGUACGACCCUCAGCACAAGCAUCAACUCGAGAAGAACAAGUUGUUUGGUUUGCAACAGCUGCAGAGAUCUCAACUGCAUCACUCGUCAAGUAGCAUUGGCAGUGAUGUCAGUCAGCUUGUAUCAACACCCUCAUCAUCCGUGCACAACUACAACCACAACAAUAACUACAACAGCGGUGGUGGCAGUGUCAGUGGCCACAACAACAGUAACAGCAGUAACAGUAGCAAUAGUAGUAGUCAUAGCAACAGCGUCCCCAGCUCACCAAUGAAGAGUUCUGCAUCCACAUCCAGUUUGAACAGAGGCGCAUUCAAUGAACUUAGCGAACGACCCAAUACAUCAGCUGUCGAUCAAGAGUUACUCAAGAAGAUAUUGAAUGAGGACGAUGAUGAUGUGGACUUGGACGACAAUGAUUUGGACUUGGAGGACAUCCUCAAUGACACGGACAAUAUUGAUGACAGCGAUCUGGGACUCCCAAGCUUUGACAGUGCUGUGCCCGAGACUGGAAUGGUCGUCGGUAGCACUUCCACCAGCGAUCUAGCAUUUAGCUCAGAGUUGCCAAUCGGUUCACCGCUCACCAUUGCCGAGGAGCGUGAGAAGCAGUUGUCCUCAGUGGACACACCACUGCCCAUGCUGUGGCACUCCAAGAACGCACGCAAGCCCUACAAUGGCAUUGUCGUCGAGCCUCAAUACUACACCAAGAUAUCCGAACAGCUGUCAUCGCCCGACAUCAGGAAGGAGAUGGGUUAUCCCACAUGCUUCACGAUUGCAAAGUAUAUAUGUAUAGGUACAUCACAUGGAUAUGUGUUGGUGUUCAACUUUGAUCAGGCACUGCUAAGUAUCAUUGGUGGUGCGAUAUGUGCGGACAGCGGUUCCGUGACGGCAAUCGAUCUACCCAGCUGCAAGGUCAACGAGGAUUGGAUGGUCAGUGGACAUCAGAAUGGACAGGUGUUCCUCUGGGACGUGGUCAGCGGCAAGCCACUCAAACUGCUCGAUAGCAACAUGCACAAACAUCCCAUACUACAUCUGCGCUUCUUCUCUGACGGUCAUCGAUUCAUCUCGUCGGAUGCGCACGGCGUCACCAACAUCCUCACAGUCACCCGUGGACUCAUGUCGUACAACAUCGAGCAACAGCUGCUGCUGAAUGGCAAUCUGGGACCGGUGCUCUCGAUCGCCCUGCUCUUGCCGGGCAACUAUCCACAUCCAUCCGAUCGCUCAUUCAUCGUGGCUCUGGCCACCAAGCGCAAGAUUCUCAUCAUCACGGCGUCACAGGAGGGCAUUGGUGUUCUCAACAACAAGAUCACCAAGCCACAGUACAUCAAGUCGACGGGCGUGCUGCCCUAUCUGUCGUGGCGAAGGGUCGCCUUCCAAAAGAGUCUCGGACACACCAAGCCCCUGGAGCCCAUCCUCGCCAUUGGCUGGGGCAAGAACAUACAGCUUCUACAAAUCGUCACACAGCCAAUGGAUGUCAAGUUCUUGAAUCCCGAGUUCAUCAUCGUGGCCGAGUACCAGACAGACAAUGACAUCUGCGGAUUAGAGUGGCUCGACUCGCAGACCAUCCUCUUGCACAAUAUCAAGGACGAGCUGCGAGUGUUUGAUCCGUUCGCACUCGAAGAGGUGGAGAGCGUCAACAUCAAGUCAAUGCAACUCAUUCAUCAUUCCAAGCUCCAGAACGUCUACUCCUUCCACAACACCAUCCGUACAUUCAAGGCACAUGUCUACCUGCUGGGCAAUGCAGGCCUGUUUAGUGCGCACAUUCUCACAUGGCUCGAGCGUCUCUCCAUCCUGGUCAGCCACCAUCAAUGGUUCGAAGCGCUUUGCCUCUCGCUGGACUUUUACGAGGGCAAGGCCAAGGCGACGACUGGUCUAUCGUCCAACACUGUCGACUCAAAGGUGAUCACUGGCGACAAGACAAUCGAGAUUCUCUCACAGCUCUGCAGUCUGGUGUUCUCAUCAGAACCCGACAUGAUCAAGGACCACACGCUGAUACCAAAGUCGAUGUUUGUCGACUCCAAGUUCAUGGAUCCCACCGUGCAGCGUCUCAACGUCUACCAGCAGCUGGCAUUAAUCGCCAUUGAGUUCUGUGUGGACAUCAAGCGCACUGACUUCUUGUUUGGCGAGGUAUUCAACUACUAUGUCGAAGCGGGCAUGGUUGGUACGAUACUCGAGCUGCUCGAGCCGUACAUCUUGCGCGACCGACUCACCCAUCUCAACCCCGAGGUGAUGCAGUACCUCAUGUCACACUACCAGGAGCGCAAGGUCCUGUCGCGGGCCGAGCAGUGUCUGCUUCACCUGGACAUUGCCAGUCUGGACUUUCACCAAACCGUCAUUCUCUGUCGCAAGCACGGCCUGUACAGCGCGCUGAUCUAUCUCUACAACAAAGGCCUGGACGACUAUAUCACGCCCUUGGAGGAUAUGAUGGAGGUCGUCAUCAAGCCACAUCAGGAAAACAUCGACCUGGACGAUAGAUCCAAAGAGGUAGCCUAUCGCCUGCUGCUCUAUCUACAGUACUCGUUGACGGGUCGAUCAUUCCCUCGCGGCAUGAUCCCAGCGAGCCGGGUUCCAACUCUCAAGCUCGAGUUGUACGAGUAUCUAUUCCUUCGCAACAUCUUCCCCGAGGACCCGACACUCUAUCCUCGCCUGUACCAUCUGCUCAAGUUUGACUCGACCGAGAUGUUCAAGAUCCUCUCGUCAUCGUUUGACGACGAGUAUCUGGCCACACACAAUCGCGCCACACCCCUGCUGAUCCCACCCAUCCCCUUCAACGUCAAUCGCUCCAACCUCAACCACUUCAACAUGCUCUCGGUGCUACUGUUGAUUGUUAUCGAUCGCUCCCAGGAGCCCUACAACGCCAAGGACAAUGAUCGUUGGCCCUUCAGCCUGCAGGUACAGGGCCAGAUGUACUACCUGGUUGCGGCAUGCAUCAAACGCAAGCUGUUCACCAAGAUCGAGCAACAGCUACUCAAUAGGAUGAUGGGCCUGCUAGCGGCGGCGCCCGUCACCCAGACGCCCAUGUUUGAGAGCGUCGACCGCCAGUCGGCGCUCCUCACCAUCCUGCAGGAGUUCCCCGACACCAAGGACUUUGACUACGAGCGACUGCUGGUGCUGUGCGAGGGCCACGAGUUCUAUCGCGUGAGCCAGUAUCUGUACGGCCUGCAGGCCAACUACAACAAGAUGAUCUCGUGCCAGAUCAAGGACCCAGAGACCAAGUCACAAUCAUUCGAUUACAUCAGGGAUCUGUUGUCAAUGACCGAGUUGAGCGAUGAGGCGAGACAGAGUAUCAAGUCGACCACCAUCUCGUUGUUGGCACAGCUCAUCAUCAUUGACAGCACUCAGACGGCACAAUUGAUUAUGGAUCACUUUGCAUCGGACCAUGAGAAGAUACUCAAGGAGCUGGGAUCAUUCCCCAAGCUGCAGUACACCUACUUGGUUGGCUUACUUGGCAAUGACAGUGUAUCACGUGGUACCUUUACACAAAAGACUGGUAUCAACAUAUCCAAUGAGACCUACGAGUUGUACAUCAAGUUGAUGUGCAUGUACUCACCUCAGACCGUGUACAAGUAUCUCUCCACACAUGAUGACUAUCCACUUGACUCGUGUCUAAAGAUUUGUCAACAAUAUAAUAACUUUGAGGGUGCAACAUAUCUCUUGGAACGAACUGGCGAUGUCAAUAAGGCACUUGAGAUGAUACUGAUCACACUCAAGACAAGGAUUGAAGACCUUUUGAAACACUUCUCUACAGUAUUUGCCAAUGUAAAGAAUAUCAAGAAUGCAGACAAGCCAGCGCCACAAGAGAAGGAGGUGAUGGAUAUACUGAACAGUGCAAUCUCGCUGUGCCAGAGGAACUCUGCAAAGUUACAAAGCACGGAGAAUCAGAUGAUAUGGUUCAAGUUACUAGACACCAUUGUAACAUUUGUCAAGCGAACGAAACAAUCACUCACUUCCAAGGAGGCACUAUCAUCAAGGGCAUCACUAAGUCUAAGUGGUUCAUCAGUACCAACGACUUCAACGACAUCUACAACAUCUACAUCACCACCACAAUCAUCAUCGAAUAGUAGUGAUUCACUUGAGAAUGGCAAUCUCAACAAACAACCAAAGAGUGCUGUCUACACCAAAUGCACGACCUUCUUGAACAAGUUGGUGCAUCACAUAUUGAACAGCAUGAUGGGUUACGUAGCACUGCCACUCAUUCUCACAAAGAUCGUCAAUGACCAUGGUACCGAUGAGUUUGGCGACUUCAAAUCAAUUAUCACCGGAAUGUUGGAUACAUGUACCUUUGAGACGAGUAUACUAAACACAGCAAAUGCACUGAUCCAGAGGGAUAUGUUUACAACGACCGCACAGUACAUUCAGAAGCGAUCAAAGGCCUACUCACCAGACUCUGCCAGAUGUUUGAUGUGUAAUCGACCACUGAAGGAGUUCCCCAAUCAAUCUGGUGUACAGGCUUCACCAACAGACUUGAUCAUCAUCUUUGAGUGUCGUCAUUCAAUCCACUCAACAUGUCUUGGCAAGCACACGGUGUGUCCAUUGUGUAGCAGCUCUAAUCAUAGUGGAGGUGGACAUGGACACGGUCAUGGACAUGCCAAGGACAAGUCCAAGAAGCCAGCAGUCGGUGGUGUGGCCAAUUCCAACUCACGCGACAAAUCAAAGGAUGACGAGCCAGGCGUGGACCCCAAGAAGCAACUGGCACAGGAGCGAGAGAAUGAUCAAAAGGCCACGAUGGUCUACCUGGAGCGAUUGAACAACUUUUCAAAGAUGUCCAAGAGAGCAUCAAUGUACAACUUUGACACAUUCAAACUUCAACAGAGUAUCAACGCAGCAGCAUUCGACGAUGAUGGAAUGGAGGAUGAUAUGAGGAGACCUCCUGCUGGACAAAGGUCACGACCAAAGAGUGGAAGGAUAUCUCAUCAAAUAUAA